AUGCGGAAAGAUGAUCAACAAUUGAGUUGCUAUCCCUUAUGGAACUCCGCCGAGGCAUCCUUUUCUCCAUGUGUUCUGCCAUACGUUGCAUCUAUCCCGACACUUUUAAUCGUGCUCAUUGCGAUCAAAUACCUGCUCAGCAGUAAAUAUCUGUACAGAUGGCGUCCAAAAUGGACCCAUCCAUUUGUCUACGAAGAGACAGAUGUGACAGAUGAGACCUUCUUGACAGCGUGCCGCCAGCCCUUGCGUAAAGCUUGGGCUCUCUUCCUACUUGCCGUAAUUUGUUUCGGAGCUGAGAUUGUGCAAAUUGUGAUGUUACCUUGCUUUGGAUAUAUCAUGCUUACAGUAGCAUGGGGUCUCGUCUCUACAGUACUAGCUAUCAAAAGACCACGAACAGCCCCAACGGCGUUACUAGUGUUUUAUGCCUUAGCUUUACUGGUCCAAUACCCCGUCUUUAGUGCUGGUAAUAUGGCACACGUGGUAGGGCAAAUUGCGCAUGAUGCAGUCAUUGCAGCCGCAGCAGUAUCAAUCAUCAUCAUCUUAUCGAUGCCAGCUCGGGAUCCUUCUUUGCCUAAAGAAGGUAUCAGCAAAGUUGGAGAGACACCAUCCGACAACCUACGAAGUCCCGAGGACGACUUGUGUCUGUGGCACUUUCUUACCGUCUCAUGGAUGUCACCUCUAAUCUCUGUUGGACGGAAACGGAGGAUAAACGAAGACGAUGUUUGGCUUCUGGGAUUUGAAUUCCAGCAUAGAAGACUACAUGAAAAGUUUCGGCAGCUUCGCGGAUCCGUUUUGAGGCGCUUACUACGAGCUAAUGGAAUUGAUAUAGUCAUCAUUUGCAGCAUCUCUCUUGUACAGAUGGCUUGCAAUUUCUCAACACCACUUCUCUUACAACAACUUCUGAAAGUUCUGUCCGACGAAAUAAGUGACAAGAGGGUAGCCAUGAUCUACGCGGCUAUCAUGCUUAUUAUGCGGCUGCUCUUUGCGCAGACGCAAGUUCUCAAUCUCUGGUAUGGUCGCAGAUGUUAUGAGCGGAGUAGAGGAGAAAUGGUAAUGAUGGUCUAUGAGAAAGCGUUAUCGCGGAAGAAUACAUUCGGCCAGAAAGUGUCCACCAAGGAAGGGCCAAACGGCACCAUGCAUAAUGGUCACAUGAAUGGCAGCGACGAACAAAGCAAAAAGAACAGAAACCUAUGCGGUCUGAUUCCGUGGAAGAGCAAAGAUCAGAAGGAAGAAGCCACCAAAGAAACAGCGUCCAUGGGUAAAAUCUUCAACCUACUUCGCGGAGACGUAUACGAAGUAGCACAGCGGUUCUGGGACAUCAGUGAAAUACUAGACAAGCCUGUGGGUCUCUUGAUUGCCGUCGUGCUUGUCUGGGAUUUGUUUGGUCCUUCAUGCUUUUUGGGUGUGCUGACCGUUGUCUUUGCUCAAGUGAUCAACGGUUUCGUAACCCGCUACCUCCUGCAAUGGGGUCGAACUCGCAGAGCAGUAACCGACGCUCGACUACAAAUCUCCUCACAGUUUGUGGAAGCCCUCCGUCAUCUUCGAUGGUACGGGUGGCAGGACCAUUGGCUUCGUCAGGUUAUGGAAGCUCGUCAGAAAGAGCUUAAUGUUCAGAUUAUUACAAAUCUCUUGGAGGUUGCGAUCAACGUUGUCCAAGUCUUCACUAGCGGUGUAUUUCCAGUAGUCGCUCUGUACGGAUACACAAUUCUUGCAGGCCAUCCGUUGAGCAUCGAUGUCAUUUUCCCGGCGCUUCAGCUUUUUACUAUGUUGGAACAGCGGUUACGAGAAAUUCCGCCGCUGGUCACUACAUUCAUCAAUGCGUCUAUUGCGAUGGGCAGAAUCGAAGACUUCAUGCAAGAGCCCAACAAGGAGACCAGAGCUGGAGAGACGUCGUCAAAUUUAUCACCGAUAAAGUUGGAGUCUUGUUCGUUUGCCUGGCCCGGAAAGCAUACUCCAGUAUUAUCAGAUAUCAAUCUCACCAUCCCUCAGGGUUUGACUGUUGUUUGUGGUGUGGUUGGGGCUGGGAAGUCUGCUCUAUUACAAGCUCUACUCGGCGAACUCGAUGAAUUAAAAGGCGUUUCUCAUCUACCGAACGAAAUGGUGGGAUACUGUGCCCAGACACCAUGGUUGCAAAGCAUGAGUAUUCGCGAUAAUAUUCUGUUUUCAUCACCAUAUAACGAACAAAGAUAUAAGCGUGUGCUGGAGGCAUGCGCCUUAGUCCCUGAUCUAGCCAACUUUGCCCAUGGUGACUUGUCAUUUGUGGGGGAGAAUGGAAUUGGAUUGUCAGGCGGCCAAAAAGCACGAGUGGCUCUAGCUAGAGGAGUGUACAGCACAGCUAGGAUCUUGUUUCUUGACGAUCCAUUGUCUGCCCUCGAUCAUAAUACUGCAGAAUUCAUCGUACGCAAAUGCCUCCUUGGACCGUUGAUGCAAGAUCGUACAGUUGUACUUGUUACACACCGUGUAUCAUUGGUACAAUCUCAGGCUGAUCAGAUCCUGGAGGUCGCUGGAGGUAAAGUUCGCUGUGUUGGAAAACAGGACAUUUCAUCCGUGCGUGAUGCCUAUGAAGAUGAUACCCAACACGUGGAAAGUGAGCAGACUGAGGAUGACAUCUCAGCUGCUGUUCCCGAUAAAUUUAUCGAAGAGGAACACAGAGCAGAUUGGGGCGUACAAACCCGCGUGUACUGGGCGUAUAUCAAGGCUGGUAAACUCAAGUGGUGGGCCCUCCUUGUCAUCGUCAUCGCGCUGUAUCGCACUGUGGCUAUUUUGCAGUCGUGGUUCCUUAAAGAAUGGGGUGAAGCGUAUAGUCAAUUCUUGGUCGUGCUCGGUUAUACUGAAUUGAGGACGAGAGCGAGUGAACAAUGGGUGAUAAGCCAUGCACCGACUAUUACUAGUCAUGAUAAUGCCAGUAUGCGCAGGUGGCCGCUGGACCGUAACCACAUCCCAUCUCCAGCCGAUGAUGUUCGCCCCUGGUUGCGGAUAUAUCUCGGAUUCGCGGCUGUUCAAUCUCUUUUCAUGCUUAUAGCACAAUUACUCAUGCUAGCUAUUGUCUUCUGCGCUGGAAGAACCAUGUUUAAAGAGGUUAUGCAACGCGUCAGUCACGCCACGUUUCGAUUCUUUGACGUUACCCCAGUUGGCCGAUUGAUGAAUCGACUAACAUCUGAUAUCGGUGCCGUCGACCGCAAUAUCAGCAUUCAAUUUCAAGGAAUCGCCUUUCAAGUAAUCGUUUGGAUCUCUUCUAUUGUCGUGAUUGCAUCCGUGACCCCUACCUUUCUUCUAUUUGCUGUUGUCUUGACCGCCAGUUUCGUCGUCAUAUUCUUAUGGUUUCUGCCUCUUUCGCAAAGUCUGCGAAGAUUGGAAAUGGUGUCGUUGAGUCCACUACUUUCUAAUUUUGGCGAGUUACUGCAUGGAUUGACCACCGUGCGCGCUUUCCAUGCCGAAGUACGAUUCCAAGACCGCGUCAUACAAGUUGUUGAUAAAUUCCAAGGAAUGGAUCAUUUCUACUGGUCGCUCCAGAGUUGGCUCAUGUACCGGUUCGAGGCCCUGUCAAGUAUUUCCACCUUCGUGUUGACUGCUUUGGCGCUGUACACAAAUGUAUCAGCAGGUCUGGUUGCAUUCGUCCUUGUCGCAGCCAACAAUUUUGUUACUUCCACUCAUGGGCUUUGCCGACAAUACGGACAACUCCAAAUGGACUUUGUCUCGGUAGAACGUGUUGAUGAGCUCCGUCACGUCGACGUCGAACCGGAAGGAGAUAUCGAUCCACCAGCUUACUGGCCUCGCUUCGGCAGCGACAUCAUCUUUGAGAACGUCACAAUCCGCUACGCACCUCACCUCGACCCAUCCCUAUUAAAUAUCUCGACCGUAAUUCCCGGCGGUUCCACAGCAGCAGUCAUCGGCCGUACAGGCAGCGGUAAAUCAACCCUAGCUCUCAGCCUCCUCGGCGUCCUACAGCCAGACCAAGGUCAAAUCCUCAUCGACAACAUCGACAUCAGCAAAGUCAACAAACAAGCACUCCGCACACGCAUCACAUUCGUCGCUCAAGACCCGAUUUUAUUUCCCGGUAGUAUCCGGAAGAAUCUUGACCCAACAGACGACUUCUCAGACCAGGAAUGCGCCGACGCCCUAGAACGGAUUUGUGCGCGACAUGGCUGGACACUGGACUUCCAGAUUGAAGCCGGAGGCCGGAAUCUAAGCCAGGGACAACGCCAACUUAUAGGCCUAACGCGAGCGGCGCUGAGACGUAGUCCCAUUGUGAUCCUUGAUGAAGCAACGGCAUCCAUUGAUCAUGAGACUUCGCUGGAGAUACAGAAGAUCAUUCGUGAGGAGAUGAAGGAGAGUACUGUGAUUACGAUUGCGCAUCGGUUGGAGGCUAUUAAUGAUGCGGAUUAUUAUGUUGUUUUGGAUAAGGGAAGGAUUGAGAGGGAGGGGCGUGUUGACAGUAGAGAUUGUUAG
Messenger RNA from Talaromyces stipitatus ATCC 10500, 4449 nucleotides. Its product is annotated as ABC bile acid transporter, putative. Lineage: Eukaryota; Fungi; Ascomycota; Eurotiomycetes; Eurotiales; Trichocomaceae. The record is from RefSeq and is a predicted model, not a curated record. Bases 1 to 4449 code for a protein of 1482 amino acids. Gene Ontology annotation, biological process: transmembrane transport. Gene Ontology annotation, molecular function: ABC-type peptide transporter activity; ATP hydrolysis activity; ATP binding. Gene Ontology annotation, cellular component: fungal-type vacuole; membrane. The transcript has 4 exons.